Molecule: messenger RNA, 1131 nt
Organism: Perkinsus marinus ATCC 50983
Lineage: Eukaryota; Perkinsozoa; Perkinsida; Perkinsidae
Exons: 10
Coding region: 1-1131 (376 amino acids)
Source: RefSeq, a predicted model, not a curated record
AUGGAGUCAUCCGAGCGACGGCCCAAGGCGAGCGCCCUAUUCCCAUCUCUAGAGUCAGCCCUGUCUCAGGCAUGCAAUGGUCAUGGGAGCCCCUGCCUCACCGUCAAGCUGUUGCGCUCCGACAGCCUCCUGCAGACCACAGCUUCUACUGCUAUUGUUACAGCAGCUGUUGCUAACAGAUGUGUCUACUAUGCUACGGGGACUCACAGGAGUUCUGUAUAUAGAUGGUAUCCCGAUGACAACCAAGUGGAGCAGAUCCAACUCCCCUCUGCAGCAGCAGCCGGGCAGGCUCGAGGCUCCACCUCGGCAUCGUUCGCUAACGUGUGCGCGCUCUUCCUCGACCCUGUAUCGGCUUUCCACUGCAUCAUAGCUACGGCUAACAACAUUAACUAUUACGUUAGCUUCGACAGCCCCUCCGCUGUUGAGCUGACCAAGCUCCGUGGUCAUCAGAUCGAAUGCGUCGAGUGGCCCGAGGCUUGUGUCACUGGUGAUGGAGCGUUGACACAGACAAGUACCGGCGAUGUCGUAGUAGGCACACGAGCUGGAGUGUUCUUCCUUUUGAGAGUAGCCAACGGUCGAGAGGUCAACUUCAGGCAGCUCAUGGGUAGCCUCGGGCUUGGAGGCCCUCAUCAGCCCUUCACCUCAGAACUGCCCCCAUGGUCCCCGAACCAGUCCGCUAUCACCGCCAUUCGCAUCUUCCAACCCCGCGCGGGCCCACCGCAUUCAUUAUGCUGCCUCAUCCAGCAGGCUCAUCUACUGUACCCAAUAGUCCCCUUUGGCUUCACUGGUGGUCCCAAUGUCGAGCACCUCUUUGCCGGAGUUGGCUCCGGUACCGUCGUCAAGAGGGACCAUUUACUCUAUGAGACGCCCCGUGUAGCAAGGCCGGCCCUGGAAGGGUUCACUCUCCAUGUUCGAGCCACCGAGGGCCGAGUCAUCUGGGCCAGCCCCUCAUGCAUGGUAGAGUUUGACCUCCCGCAAGCCACCUCCCAAAGCCGUCAGCCCGUCGUCGACUCCAAAGCAGCCAUCAUACCAUACCCUACCCUCAACGUGCUGCCCAGCAAGCACAAUGCCACGACUAGCACCAGCUCAGAGUAUCCUAGGGCGUGCGCUCCUACCAAGUACAACCCAUGA